AUGAAGUACAAUAAUAAAGUAACGGAGACAAGUGCAGCGGAUGCCGAUAUUGUGGAAUUGGUUGCACUCCCUGCCGGAGCGUAUACUUACACCUUACCAACCGCAUCGAACCCUGAUGCAAUUGGAACCAUUGCGACCGCUUCUUCUGGAUUGAUUACACUUGCUACAGGAAAAUCCCUUGAUUACGAAACAAAGACGUCCUAUGUAUUUGUUGUUGUCGCUACACCCGGUUCUGGUACUGCCGGCACUGCCACCGUGACUGUAGAGAUCAAGAACAUGGUCGAGUUCAGCCAGACUCACUACCUAGCGUGUAUCGCUGAUGGAACUACUGCCGGUACGACGAUCGGGACCUUUACUGUUGCAGAUAAGGCCAGCGAUGACACAAUCACCUAUGAAUAUUCACCAACGACACAUUUUGACUACGAUGAAACGACUGGAGUGGUGACCGUCAAAACUGGGGUGACACUGGCCAUGAAAACAUUAGCAGGUUACGAGCUCACCCUGGCAGCGACAGCUAGCGGCGGCUCUUCUGACACCUCGGCUUCAACUGCCGCCACGCUGUGGAUUGCCGUUGGAAUUUGUAGCAGCAACGCCAUGCAGAUCACCGCCAUGUUGGGAAUUGUGUUGCUGUCAUUUGCGACUGCAUUGUACCUUUAAAUUUAGUUUUUGUCUGCAGCAUUAAGUCUGGAACAAACGAACAAAUAUUGUAGACAUUUUUUCCAAUUUUGAAUCCCCGAAGAUAUUGAUCUAUCAAACGACACCAAAUAAACGAACAUUUCUGAUUUUUAACUCCGUAAAUGUAAUUAAUUUUUUUAAUCUGCUUUCUAAUUUCAAAUGUUAUAAUAUAUUUUUAUUUGGAACAUUAUGUUUCUUUUCUAUUUACUAACACAGAAUAGUCCUGUAUGAAUAACCGUUGAGGUUUAUGAAAUCAUGGACAUUCUUCCUCUUUUGAUGUGUUUUGCUGUGAUAUUAGCAUAUAAAAUAAAAUACUGA
Messenger RNA from Dreissena polymorpha, 993 nucleotides. RefSeq names its product cadherin-5-like. NCBI's taxonomy places the organism in Eukaryota, Metazoa, Mollusca, Bivalvia, Myida, Dreissenidae. Bases 1 to 657 code for a protein of 218 amino acids. Gene Ontology annotation, molecular function: cadherin binding; calcium ion binding. The transcript is spliced from 4 exons. Gene Ontology annotation, cellular component: membrane; catenin complex. Gene Ontology annotation, biological process: homophilic cell-cell adhesion. The record is from RefSeq and is a predicted model, not a curated record.